Molecule: messenger RNA, 2274 nt
Organism: Trichosurus vulpecula (common brushtail)
Lineage: Eukaryota; Metazoa; Chordata; Mammalia; Diprotodontia; Phalangeridae
Product: zinc finger protein 260-like
Exons: 2
Coding region: 1-2274 (757 amino acids)
Biological process (GO): negative regulation of transcription by RNA polymerase II
Molecular function (GO): DNA-binding transcription repressor activity, RNA polymerase II-specific
Source: RefSeq, a predicted model, not a curated record
AUGAGCCUGGAAAUGAAGGAAGCUGCUACAGAGCUAAGCCUUUCUGUGGCAGAAACUCCCAAGCAAAGAUUCAUGAGUGAUGGUCCCUUUGCCUUCAAUUGGAGAGAAGUCUGCAAAACACCUGAGAGUAUCCAAACUAGAGAGAAACCAUAUGACUAUAAUCAAUGUGAGAAGGCUUUUAGAGAGAAGGGAUGUCUUAUUGCUCAUCACAGAACACACACUGCAGAGAAACCUUAUGAAUGUAAUCAAUGUGGAAAGACUUUUAGAGAUAAGCGCAGUCUUGUUAUACAUAAUAGAAUCCACACUGGAGAAAAACCUUAUGAAUGUAAUCACUGUGGAAAGACUUUUUCUGAUAACCGGAAUCUGGGUAGACACAGAAAAAUCCACACUGGAGAGAAACCUUAUGAAUGUAAUCAAUGUGGAAAGAGUUUUAGAGAUAAGCAAAAUCUUGUUUUACAUAGUAGAAUCCACACUGGAGAAAAACCUUAUGAAUGUAAUCAAUGUGGAAAGACUUUUAUAGAAAAGCGCAGUCUUUUUUCACAUAGUAGAAUCCACACUGGAGAGAAACCUUAUGAAUGUAAUCAAUGUGGAAAGACUUUUAGAGUGAUUGCUUCUCUUAAUUUACAUCAGAGAACACACACUGGAGAGAAACCUUAUGAAUGUAAUCAAUGUGGAAAGACUUUUAGAGUGAAGGCUUCUCUUAUUACACAUCAGACAAUGCACACUGGAGAGAAACCUUAUGAAUGUAAUCAAUGUGGAAAGACUUUUAGAGUGAAGGCUUCUCUUAUUACACAUCAGACAAUGCACACUGGAGAGAAACCUUAUGAAUGUAAUCAAUGUGGAAAGGCUUUCAGACUUAGGAAGUCUCUUCAUGAACAUCAGAGAAGACAUACUGGAGAGAAACCUUAUGAAUGUAAUCGAUGUGGAAAAGCUUUUCAAUGCAGGGAAAGUCUUAUUACACAUCAGAGAAUCCACACUGGAGAGAAACCUUAUGAAUGUAAUCAAUGUGGAAAGACUUUUACAUGGAAAAUUAGUCUUGCUAAACAUAGAAGAAUCCACACUGGAGAGAAACCUUAUGAAUGUAAUCAAUGUGGAAGAACUCAUCAAUGCAGGCAAAGUCUUAUUACACAUCAGAGAAUCCACACUGGAGAGAAACCUUAUGAAUGUAAUCAAUGUGGAAAGACUUUUACAUGGAAAAUUAGUCUUGUUAAACAUAGAAGAAUCCACACUGGAGAGAAACCCUAUGAAUGUAAUCAAUGUGGAAAAGCUUUUCAAUGCAGGGAAAGUCUUAUUACACAUCAGAGAAUCCACACUGGAGAGAAACCUUAUGAAUGUAAUCAAUGUGGAAAGACUUUUACAUGGAAAAAUAGUCUUGUUAAACAUGAAAGAAUCCACACAGGAGAGAAGCCUUAUGAAUGUAAGCAAUGUGAAAAGGCUUUUGCAGAGAAAGUCAGUCUUGUUAUACAUGAAAGAAUCCACACUGGAGAGAAACCUUAUGAAUGUAAUCAAUGUGGAAAGACUUUUACUGAUAAGGGGAGUCUUGUUAAACAUAGAAGAAUCCACACUGGAGAGAAACCUUAUGAAUGUAGUCAAUGUGGAAAGACUUUUACAUGGAAAAUUAGUCUUUCUCUUUAUGAACAUCAGAAGAUGCACACUGGAGAGAAACCUUAUAAAUGUAAUCAAUGUGGAAAGACUUUUACAUUGAAAAAUAGUCUUGUUACACAUGAAAGAAUCCACACUGGAGAGAGACCUUAUGAAUGUAAUCAGUGUGGAAAGGCUUUUAUAACAAACACUACUCUUAUUCAACAUGAGAGGAUCCACACUGGAGAGAAACCUUAUGAAUGUAAGCAAUGUGGAAAGACUUUUAUAGGGAAAUAUGGUCUUGUUGUACAUGAAAGAAUCCACACUGGAGAGAAACCUUAUGAAUGUAAGCAAUGUGGAAAGACUUUUACAUGGAAAAAUGGUCUUGUUAUACAUGAAAGAAUCCACACUGGAGAGAAACCUUAUGAAUGUAUGCAAUGUGGAAAAGCUUUUGCACAGAAAGUCAGUCUUGUUAGCCAUGAAAGAAUCCACACUGGAGAGAAACCUUAUGAAUGUAUGCAAUGUGGAAAAGCUUUUGCACAUAAAGUCAGUCUUGUUAUCCAUAAAAGAAUCCACACUGGAGAGAAACCUUAUGAAUGUAAUCAAUGUGGAAAGACUUUUACAUGGAAAAUGAGUCUUGUUACACAUCAGAGAAUCCACACUGGAGAGAAACCUUAUGAAUGUAAUCAAUGA